GAUUGACCAAUGACAUUUGUCAACGUCAGUUGUCAAUUGUCAGAUUUAAUUGCAACCUUGUAGAGUGUGCUGCGUUUGGUGCCCAAAAUAUUUUUGUUUUUAUUUAUUAAAUUUUCUUUAGAAUCAUGCGUAACAUGUAAAAAUUAUAACACAAAGAUUUUUUUAUACAACAAUAUAAAAUGAAACAGUGAGUGACAUCGGAAAUUGUCAUGUUUUCGGAGAACUACUUCCCAUAGUCCGUGGUAUUAGUCAUGUCAGAUUGCGCGCUGGUGACCAGUGUAAACGACCACGAUGCCAGUAUGGAUGUGGGGAAUGAUAAGUCUCUCUUUGAGCCUACUGUUGAGAUGAUGGUAAAUGAUUUUGAUGACGAAAGGACCUUAGACGAAGAAGAGGCCUUGGCUGCUGGUGAGCACCAGGACCCUAAAGCGGAACUUAACAAUUUGCAAAAAGAAGGGGAUAUGCCCCUAGAAGAAUUACUAGCACUGUACGGAUACAAUAGAAACAUGGACAAACCUGUUCCAGAACAUCCACCAGAAGCAGUUCCAGAAGAGACUGAAAAAUCUGAGUCUGCUUUACAGCAGCUUUAUACAGAAACAAAUAAUCCAGAAGCAACUAGGUGUUUGCGAUCUGGCUCUAGGCCCCCAUCUGAAGAGGAGGAUGAUUAUGAUUACAGUCCAGAUGAAGAUGAUUGGAAAAAAACUAUAAUGGUUGGUAGUGACUACCAAGCUGGUAUACCAGAAGGAUUAUGUAGCUAUGACGAUGCUUUACCAUAUGAAAAUGAGGAUAAAUUAUUAUGGAACCCUAAUAUAUUAGAUGAGAAAGUUAUUGAGGACUAUAUGAAAAAAAUAUGUACAUUGAAUUCAACUACUGGUAUUGAUGCUGUACCUUGUGGUAAGCAGUUACGUGAUGAUGAAGAAGCUUUAUUUCUCCUGCAACAGUGUGGGCACAAUGUAGAUGAAGCUUUAAGGAGACGACGCAUAUCCUCUCAGACUCCAGCUCAUGCAAAUGUUUGGUCAGAAGAAGAAUGUCGAAACUUUGAAAGUGGUAUUAAAAUACAUGGCAAGGAUUUUCAUUCAAUAAGACAGCAGAAGGUUAAGACACGAUCCGUGGGGGAACUAGUACAAUUUUAUUAUAUCUGGAAGAAGACAGAAAGACAUGACAUCUUUGCAAAUAAAACCAGAUUGGAAAAGAAAAAAUAUAAUUUGCAUCCAGGGCACACAGAUUAUAUGGAUAGGUUUUUGGAAGAACAAGAGGCAACAGGAAGUGUGGUUCGUCCUGUGUCACCCUCCAUGAUGGUAUAUGUGCCUUCUCCUGCUACACAACCAGAUCCAUUAGCACUGGGAGAAAAAGAAGUAUUCUCUCAAUUAGCGCAUACAUCACCUCCACGAACCUUAUCAACAGAGGAACCAGAAAUUGAAAAUGUUUCCUAAUACAUAAUUGGUUGUCAUUUUUUUGUAGAAUGCUGAUGCCUUCUACAAAAGAAUGUACUAAAAUAUACAUUUAGGUAUU
This is a messenger RNA of Pieris rapae (cabbage white), 1509 nucleotides long. Its product is annotated as mesoderm induction early response protein 1. Gene Ontology annotation, cellular component: nucleoplasm. Gene Ontology annotation, biological process: negative regulation of transcription by RNA polymerase II. Gene Ontology annotation, molecular function: histone deacetylase binding; transcription corepressor activity. The record is from RefSeq and is a predicted model, not a curated record. Bases 252 to 1430 code for a protein of 392 amino acids. NCBI's taxonomy places the organism in Eukaryota, Metazoa, Arthropoda, Insecta, Lepidoptera, Pieridae. The transcript has a single exon.